CCCGCUGGCAGUGCUGGGGUUUGGAUGCAAAUAUCACGGCUGUGUGACUACUUGUCUGAGUUGGAUGCAGUUCGACGCUCCAAAGUGGAUUUAAAAAAGCGCAACUCGCCGGAGCUUCAGUGCAAAAAACGCGCGUCAUGACUGAAGAAGACGAAAUAAAAAAAGUCUGAGUGAUUAAUUUCAUCAUCGGAAUACAUAUAUUUUUUUAUGCAUAUAAUCUUUUUACUGGAGGAAUUUAUUUUUGCACAUUUUUUUUUUUUCUGUCUUGUGCACUCAUCCUCUACACUGCAGCCUGCUGGGAAGUUGAACAUUUUGACAGACAGAUGUGAAAGAAAUGAAAUCAUGUGUCUUUUUUAAAUGAUGACAGAGAAAAAGUUGCAUGGGGGUAUCCUGUAGGAGGAGUUCUUUGUGACCAAACAAGUAACGGAUUUUCCCCUUAUAAAAAAGGAAAUUGAGUCCCGACCGUUCAAUGAACAGCAUUAUCCGGAGACCCCUCUGUACAGCAGGUCCUGGUAAAAGCAGACGUGUUCUGACACAUAGUCAAGAUCCUGCAUCCAUCUUUUUUCAAUCUGCACGCCUGUAUUUUAGUGCCUCCUCAGAGCAUCUUUAAUAAGACACAUGCUUGUGAUCUCAGGCACUCACUGAGAGGAAAACCCUCUUCGAACAGCGGGUUCCCAGCUUCCAGCCCACCCCAUGGGUUGAACCACCAGAAGUACAGCAAUCUCCUCUCCAUUCACUCCUCCUCUUCAUCCUCCAGACAAUCCCCCGUCCGUCCUACAACCCUGCGCUGUCUACUCCCUUUGCCAGUACUACCACCAGCGUGAUGGCUUGUCGUGCCUGGAGCUUGUUUGGACUUGCAACCGCAGCAUCACCCUCCACUACACAGACUCGCGGAAGCAGCAGCCACUAGAGUGAAAGAUCCAGAAGAGAAGAGAGCAGCACCACAGGAGAGAGGAGGAGGAGGGAUCAUCUGUCCCAGCAGCAGAGGGAUCCACCUGUCCCACAGAGGAAGGGGGCCCCCCCACCUGAUCCAUCUGGUCGCAGGGGGGGACCCUGCGUGGCCGCGAAGGCAACAGGGACUAUGCAGCUGGGACUGGUGGCGCUGGCAAUGGUCUUCCUCAGCUCCAUGGGUCACAGCGAUGCUCUCAAGCUCUCCAAGGCGAGAAGGCAGAGACGGGUUAGUACUGAGUUGCCACCAUCUUGCCCCAAAGGCUGCGAAAGAUGCUCUGAGUAUAACGGCUGCAUUAAAUGCAGGCCGAAGCUCUUCAUCUUCCUGGAGCGCAAUGACAUCCGUCAGAUAGGCGUGUGCCUCGCCUCCUGCCCCGUGGGAUACUUUGGCAUGAGGAACCCAGAAGGCAACAACAGAUGCACCCAAUGUAAAAUAGACAAUUGUGAAGCGUGUUUCAAUCGCAAUUUUUGCACAAAAUGUAAGGAGGGCUUGUAUUCACACAGUGGGCGAUGUUAUGUCAGCUGCCCUCCAGGCCAGCGCACCGCCAAUGAGACCAUGGAGUGUGUCGGUCAGCGUCCUGCAGAGUGCGAACUGGGCGAGUGGAGCCAAUGGGGUUCCUGUACGAAGAAGAACAAAACAUGUGGAUUUAAGAAAGGCUCCCAGUCUCGGGUUCGCGUGCCCCUUCUGCAAGUCCCCAGCCCAGACACCUCCCCGGCCUUUGUGCCCUCACAGACCUGUGCUCCACAGACAGAGAGGAGGAAGUGCGUCGUGACCAAGACGCCCUGUGUGAGAGAGAGGAAGAGUAAGGGAGACCGACAAGAUGAUCCAAACAGGAGGGAGAGGGAGAACGCACGCGGACGAGGAAGCCGUGUAGGAGGAGGAGGAGGAGGUGGAGGAGGAGGAGGAGGAGGGGGAGGAGGAGGAGGGAAGAGGCGAAAAGGCCAGAGCAGGACCACCACUGCUCCCAGCAUCACAACCAGCUCUGUCAGCUAAACUCCAUCGCCUGCUGGAUGGGGCCCGAGAGAAAAAACAGAGACAAUGCCUCACCCAGCGGCACCAGCCAAUAGACAAAAGGUCAAAGUGAUGAAGGGAUGGAUUAAUGCUGCUAUGCAUUGUAGACGAUGCAAAGAGAACUGGAGAAUUGCUGCAACGCAAAAAGCUUCUGAGCUUUUUGAAUAGAUGAACAUUAUCUGGAAGAUACUGGUGUCUUAGCGGUGUGUCCAGAAAGACUUGUUGAGUUUCAUUCCACCGUGAGGGAUCACUGUUGGACUCGUUGAGGAUUGCGGUUCGACGUGGUUCGUGUUAUGAACCCGGCACUAUGUCACGUCUUGAACUGAGAACAUAUUCCUGUGAUUCAAAUGCAGCAUUCAAGCUGGAAGCCUGAUAAUGAAUGAAGGGGUCUCCUCUGGUCUGUGAUGUAUUUUGUUCCAGUCCGAUUUUAAUCACAAUCUGUUCUUCAUUUGUGUUUUGUGAGAAGCGGCGGAUGGAUUUCCUCAAACAGCCGCUGUGCGUGAUGUAAAGACAAUGGAUAGCAUUAAAUCUUUGUACCUUUAUUUCCUAUUGUGAGAUGAAACUAAAAAAGAAAGGCACUGGAAAUCAUUUGUGGUCAUUGAGGACAGAAAGUCUUCUGUACAGUGUGUUAUUUCGAGGAGGGAAUCCGUUACAAAAGAAGUUUAAGAGAAGAUGUUGGAGGAUUACUGGCUCAUAUCCUUCUCUGGUGUCUGGACACAAACUUUUUGCCAUUUGAUAGCGUAGUUGUUUGUUCCGAAUUAAAUGUUGGUGUAUAGCUCUGCACAGAAAACGAGGAGUAAAAACACAAGUAUUUGCAUGUGUACAAGGUUGCAUGUGCGUGCCUUUGUGCAUGCAAACGUGUGUGUGCGUGUGUGUGUGUCUCUACCUAAAGUCUGAGUGUACUUUGUAUGCAUUUCUGCACGGAAUCCAGUUGUUUGUCAAUGGUCGUUUGUACAUGUGUGUUAACGUUUGCACAUGUGUGUUAAUAUUGGUCUCAUAGAUUGAAGGAAUAGGUUCUGGAAAACAAGAGGAAGGAAAUGUAAAUGCACAGUGAUAUAUCGAAUAUGCAGUAACUACAAGCCACCGAUUAUCAUAUAAGCCAUCAAAUCAUCAGCUGCUCAGUAACCACGUCUGUUUGCAACAGGGUCUGAAGAUUUUGCACAACUAUAAUGUUUCCUACUGCUCAAGUUUCAGAACAAUCAUAGCAUUUUACACAUUUAUACUCCAAAAGCUUCAUUACAGAUCCGGAGAAUGUUUUCCAUGGGUCUGUUCGCUUUACACAAGAUAUUAGUUUCAGGAGAAGUGUUACACGCUACAUUAUUCAUUCAUACUAUGGAUUGUGAUGUUGAAUAUGUCAAACUGUGUUUAUCAUCAAACAUAAGAAGUAUUAGAAUCAUCAUGUAUAGCUUAUUCUGUGAAAGCCUAAAUAAAGUUCAGAUGAAGCUGACGGAAACUUCAGUCAUACACUGA
This is a messenger RNA of Sebastes umbrosus (honeycomb rockfish), 3430 nucleotides long. It is a transcript of the gene rspo1, whose product is annotated as R-spondin 1. NCBI's taxonomy places the organism in Eukaryota, Metazoa, Chordata, Actinopteri, Perciformes, Sebastidae. Bases 1082 to 1942 code for a protein of 286 amino acids. The transcript has 6 exons. The record is from RefSeq and is a predicted model, not a curated record.